Molecule: messenger RNA, 3862 nt
Organism: Athene cunicularia (burrowing owl)
Lineage: Eukaryota; Metazoa; Chordata; Aves; Strigiformes; Strigidae
Gene: EIF1B
Product: eukaryotic translation initiation factor 1B
Exons: 4
Coding region: 1-426 (141 amino acids)
Biological process (GO): translational initiation
Cellular component (GO): eukaryotic 43S preinitiation complex
Molecular function (GO): RNA binding; ribosomal small subunit binding; translation initiation factor activity
Source: RefSeq, a predicted model, not a curated record
AUGGCGGCACCCCGGCAUGUGGGGAACACGGCCCAGCAGCACCCACCCAAAAGGGAGGUUUUGAGCUUGAGUGUUGUCCUUUGUGGGAAUUACUUGAAUCUUUUUCCACCUGCAGACCCCUUUGCUGAUGCAACAAAGGGUGACGACUUACUCCCGGCGGGGACUGAGGAUUACAUUCAUAUAAGGAUCCAGCAACGAAACGGAAGAAAGACACUAACAACUGUUCAGGGAAUUGCAGAUGAUUAUGACAAGAAGAAACUUGUGAAAGCUUUCAAAAAGAAAUUUGCUUGUAAUGGUACUGUGAUCGAACAUCCUGAGUACGGUGAAGUUAUCCAGCUUCAAGGUGACCAGAGGAAGAACAUUUGCCAAUUCCUCUUGGAGAUUGGCAUUGUCAAGGAAGAACAACUGAAAGUUCAUGGUUUCUAAAAUACCUGUACUCUCAUGAAGAAUCCUUCAUUAUUUGGUCUUACCUAGCCUGGCUCUCCUGUGAAAAAUGAAUCUUUGCAGUGAAUGGACUUCCCUGUUGCCUGAACAUGUACAAUUUGAUUCAGAUUUGCAUGCCUGCGUGAAACAUGUGGUGUGUAGACUAGAAACACAUAAGAAAACUUCAGUAAGGUGGUAAUGAAGACACGUGUGAACUUUUAACACAUUUCCAAUGGAAAUGUUUUAGUGGUGAUUGUUCAGUUUAGUACUCUCCACCUGACUUAAAUGUGUGGGUUGUAUUAAAAUAGUGUGUGUUGUUGCUUAAAAAUAAAAGUUUAUCCGUAUAUUUUCUGGGACAUCUGAAAUGCUUUAGCUUAAGUUUUAAACUGUCAUAGCAGCCUUACUAAAGAACGGCUAAACUUUUGUGGCAGGUGUACCUCACUGCUGAUUGAAAAAACUGGAAAAUCUACAUCAUGAAGUAUUAGCUAAUUAAUCAGUAGAUUAGCUUGAUGUGAUCUUACCCUGUAGCUGUAAGACUAGAGCUUUAAAGUCUUUUGUGUAGGUGUGUCUUAGUAGCAGCAUCAUAAGACAUAAAUUGUUUGCUGAGUAAGUAACUGGAUCUUCUCUAAAAUUUACUGCAGUGACUAUGAAGUAUUAGCGUUAAGCAUAGUAGGACUAAAAUAAGCUGAACUGCUGGAGGCUGCUGUUACUGAGACCAUGCCAAACAUUUAGGUCUUACAUAGUACCCCCAAAACAUUUGAAGGAAGUGCAUGGGAUUUUGUAUCUCUUCUGUCACCGCGUGAAGGGGAAAGACACUGAGUUGGCUUCCGCUAUGACGGUGCAUUUAAUGUUGGCAAGCAGAGUGCUUUAAUUAGCUGGUAGUGUUAGCUGCAAAAGUGAGGAUGGAAACAGGCUCUACGCUAACCUUUUUCUUUCCUGGUAUAGAAAGUUUUGCUGUGAUUAACAGUUAAUAUGGCAGGAUUUGUAGUGCGGUUUGGGUGAUACUACAGAAAGCUGAUUUAAUCUACUUUUCUAACAGACAAUUCAUUCAGUGUUAUCUGAAGUUGUAAUAGUUAAAAUAGGUUUGUUCCAUCACGUUUUUUCAUCUAGUUUUAGUUAGCUGUAGACAAUUGGUAUUCUACUUUUAAGACAGAUCUCUUUACAGAAUGAAAUUACUUCAUUUGGUGAAAAAAGCCGAUCUUAUCUUGUGAGAUAGACAUGGGAAUUUUCUCUGAAACAAUUUAAAACAUGCUGAGAUGGGAAACAAUAAGAAUAGUUGUAAAUGUUAAAAAAACUUAUGGUAAUGUAUUCUCUGGAAAGGAAGAAAGAGACAUUUCUUUGCUGCUAAGACUUACUAAUAACUAAUUCAGAAAAAAAAAAUCUUAAGUAAAUAUCAAGAAUAGGCAAACCUAUAUUACUUAAUAUCACCUAUGCCUAUACUUGGUUUCCUGUUCAGACUACUUUUUAAACAGAAAUGCUCAAUUUAACUCAUUUGAAUCGUUUUGGGGGGGCAGGGGGAGGAAAUUCUGAAUUCAGACAUGAACCUUUAUGGCACUAGCAACAAUGAGGGGAGCACUCUAGAGCAUUCAUAUGACAAUUUCUUUCUCUUGUCUGAUCUAGACAAUUCCACCUGUAAGAAUCCAGUGUCCAGUCUCUCACUCUCCACAAAUUCUGCCUGGUGUUACAGAUCUUAACUGCUCCAGAGAAAGGACAUUGCAAAAGAUUGUAUAUUGUUAAGGUAUAAUGUGUUCAAGAGGAGGAGGAGGGAAUGCCUGCUGCAAAACAUGAAAUACCAGCACACAGAAUGAAAAUCCAAAGAAUAAGUGUUAUGCAAGCCUUGCACACAGCAGAAUAAAAUUCUUGUACUGCAAGUUUACCUAGUCCUGUUUCAUAGAUGAUAAAGUAAUUAAUUCUUUGUGGGGGGAGGUACAUAGCACUUAGUGAUAUUCAUUUUAUCAAAUGCCAGAAAACCUGACGUUCUCAUUUAAAGCUUGUUCUCCUGCCCAAGAGGAAAACCAAGCAGUAUUCUCUCCUGUUUCACUGGUAUUACUUGAGUACUUCUAGUGGUUCUUGAAUUGGAGAUUAACAAAUGAUUAGCAAGUCUCAUGUGUUACUGAGUCAGUCUUCAUUUCAGAAGGCAUUCCAUUAACUUUUACUACCUAAGCAUGAGUCAUGCCUCCAUAGUCAUUCUGCUUGGAAUAAGUAAGAAAAACUUUGUUUUCUUCCUCCUCAUUUAAAAGUAAUUUCUGAUAGAAGGAACCUUGCAGUUGAUAGGUGUCAGGUUAUAUGCUCUAGUGGAGCUGCUUGUGUUUUGGCCUUUGAAGGGCAAGAUUAAAAGGAGAGGGAAUAAGAAGUAAAUGCAUUUGCAGUUCAAAUAGAUGAGAUUUGUUGUGGCAACAAACAAUCUUUCUAGAAGGAAAGAAGAAAUUUUUGUCCUUGAAGUGUUUUAAACUAUAACCAUGUCUGGAUAAGAUUGUAACUAGCCAUGCUACAAGCCCAAUCUUCUUUGCAUGUUCUAGAGGAAAGGCUUAACUAUUUCAUGGUUUAUCAUCUUAUGCUGAAACUUCUUUGUCAAAGCUCAGCCUGUUUGGGAUAUAUAUCUGUGUUUCAAGAAUGCUGAAAAACAUGGAAGACUUUGGGAAAGAACUUAAAAUUACUGCCUUAAAAACCUGUUUUCACAGUGAAGGCCAGGUUUCAAUCUUUCCAUCUACUCCAAAAUAGAUCAAAAAUUGGUAAAGGAUGUGGCCCAUGAUUGUCGAGGCAGUAAAAGAGAGCUAAAAAUAAAAAACACUUUAAAAAACCUCUAGUAGGACUUGAGACUGGAAAGAGUGGUAGCUUCUUUUUGUUGGAAUAUUGUGAAGUCUGUGUCCAUUAGAUCUCCAAAUCAAGGUUGCAACCUUAGUGAUACCAAAGCUUAAUAACAAGCUGCAACUGGAUGUAGGAACUGCUGUUUAAAAUUCAGGGUCUUGCUGUGCAUGGUUAUAUUGAACUGUUGCAGCUGACAUUUACCUGAUACACUGGAGUAAGGUGUUGCAUGAAUUGAUUGCCUGUUCAGAACUUACAUCUACCUAGUGCCGCUAUGAACAGUGAAACCAUCGCUUCCCAAAUGGUAGUAGCAGUCCUUGUUUGUAGAAGGUGAGAUCUAGUAAUUUAAGUUUGUAAGCUGCCUACUUCUUCUUGUGUGAAUUAUAAGGCCCUUGACCUUCAUGUGUGGUCUGCUAAAUCUGACCAUGUGUUUCAGAGGUGAGCAUGAAAAGCACAACUAUGGGCAGAUGAGCAGUAAUUUUUUCAAGUGAAAGAACCUCUGAAAAGAAUAGUGCCUACAUUGUGUGUGCAUACUGUUCAUUGGUGUUUUGCUUAAAUCUUACUUCUUGCACAGCCUAAGUGGAGAGCAUAUUGUUCUGGAGAACUUUUUUGGAGAGGGAGGAGGGAACCCCAC